AUGUAUGAUAGUACCUUUGUUUGUAAUAAUACAUUUUCGACUACUAAUUUUAACCAGGCCCUUUGUGAAGAAGAAGAAGCAUACGUAUACAACAGACAGAAGUUGACCCAGUCAGCACUAUUAGCUUUUUUCGAUUCGGUAGGUGUCCCUAAAUUUGACCAUGCAUCUUUCUUUGAAAACUAUAAGCAUCCUUUAACCGUUUCUUUAGCCUUUUCUGGAGGCGGCUAUAGGUCUAUGCUUACUGGGAGCGGUGCUUUGGCUGCUUUCGAUAUUAGAACACCUUGCCAAAGCAAUUGUGGGAACUUAGGAAACCUUCUUCAAGGAACAAGUUAUAUCGGUGGAAUAUCUGGAGGAGCCUUUUUGGUGAUGAGUACUUUCACCAACGAUUUCAAACCAGUCCAUGAACUUUUAUUCGAUGGCAAGACUUGGAAUUUUCAAGAACAGCUUCUACAAGGCAUCCCCAGUUUCGAUCCCGAUGCUGUUAAGGAGGAUAUGCACAUUCUGGAUGUUGAUGAAUUAGGGUCAAACCUUGUCGAUUCAGCUUCUAAUAAAAUGGAAAAAUUGUUAGACUUUAAUUGGGGCAUUGCAGACACCGUUAUGAGAUACCUUGGAUUUGGUAAAACACAUGAAUCCAUCGCUUCCAGUAAGACAGAUUCACUCAUUGAGACCGCCAAGGGUCGAAGCUAUCUCGAGUCUUUUAUCAAGCCAAUAUUCUUGAAGAAAAAUAUAAGCAAAGAUACUGCUAAUGAAUCCGGUGAUUCUACUUUGAAGGAAGCGUUUACAUUUUUUAAAGACCUCCAGAUCGAGGUUAGAUCUAAGAAAGAAGCUGGCUUUUAUAUUUCAUUCACUGACUAUUGGGGAAGGGCUCUAGCAAGGAAGAUUUUCCAACCAUCUGCUCGAAUUCCUGGUGCUACUAUAACGUCGGCAACCUUAUCAAAAUCUUUUCAAAGCUUUUUGCAACCUUUUCCAAUCGUUUGUUCAGUUCAAAGAUCACUUGAAGAAUCAAGUCCUGAGGUGUUUCCUAAUCUUUUGGAAUUCUCCCCCUUUGAGUUUGGUUCAUGGCUCCCAGAAGUGAAUUCAUUCGCAAAGAUGAAGUAUCUAGGAACAUCUCUCUAUGAUGGACAUUCAAUACACCCAACUGAAAACCCCAAUGUAUCAGUUUGCACUUCAGGCUUCGAUAACAUUGGGUUUAUCACUGGGACAUCCUCAAGUUUAUUCAAUCAUAUUUUUAUUGAGCUAUAUAAAGUCCUUUUCAAGUUGGAUAAAGAAUCUUCUGCAAAUAUAUCGAAAAUAUUAACAAAAUUGGGUUUGAUAACUAAAUUGAAUACGAGUAAAUAUCCUCAACACCCAGAUUACGCUUUGUAUUCCCCAAAUCCAUUUUACGGUUACAGGGAUUCAUCAAAUCAAGCAAAUGAUAUCUUCAAAGAACGCCACUUGUACCUUGCAGAUGGUGGUGAUAGCGGAGAAAACAUUCCGUUUUAUCCUUUCUUGCAAGAAUCGAGAAAAGUAGAUAUUAUAAUAGCUUUCGAUAUGACAUCUGAUAUUGCCAAUUUUCCUAACGGAACAACAUUGACUGCCAGUCAAAAACGGUUUCAUCAAAAUUCUAAAACAACUCCUACUUUUAGUUUUGGUCGAACUCCAAGUUUAAGUAGUAGAUUUGACCGUCUAAAUUAUAAUAAAACAAAUCCUGGAUCAAUGAGAUAUAUCAAUAAGGCAAUUUACCCGUACGUUCCAUCUCCACAAACAAUGAUUGAUGAAAAAUUAAAUCAAAGGCCAGUCUUCUUAGGUUGUGAUAUUGAACGCGAUUACCCAGAGUUUCCUCUAUUCGGGAAUACUUCUAACGCUACAAAGCCAUUCAACUCUGGAACCCAAAAUGAAACUCUUAAGCAAUAUCUUCCGCCUAUCAUAGUUUAUAAUUCAAACUAUAAUCAUUCUUUUGACUCCAAUAGAUCUACAUUUCAACUAAGUUAUACUUCGGAAGAAGUAUUAGGAAUGGUAGAGAAUGGUUAUAAUCUUGCAACCUUUAAAAACUCCACCGAAUAUUCAGUUUGUUUAGCAUGUGCAGUUUUGAAAAGACUGUUUGACAGAAUAAUGUAUGGUAUAACACCUUAUCCUGGUAAUCUUACUGUUCCAUCGGCUUGUCUUGAAUGUUAUUCUGAAUUCUGCUAUCAUAAAUAG
This is a messenger RNA of Hyphopichia burtonii NRRL Y-1933, 2178 nucleotides long. RefSeq names its product putative carboxylic ester hydrolase (gene SPO1). Gene Ontology annotation, cellular component: intracellular membrane-bounded organelle; cytosol; extracellular region. Bases 1 to 2178 code for a protein of 725 amino acids. The transcript has a single exon. NCBI's taxonomy places the organism in Eukaryota, Fungi, Ascomycota, Pichiomycetes, Serinales, Debaryomycetaceae. The record is from RefSeq and is a predicted model, not a curated record. Gene Ontology annotation, molecular function: A2-type glycerophospholipase activity. Gene Ontology annotation, biological process: glycerophospholipid catabolic process.